Xyrichtys novacula (pearly razorfish) is the source of this 39124-nucleotide messenger RNA. The record is from the annotation of a GenBank genome assembly. Lineage: Eukaryota; Metazoa; Chordata; Actinopteri; Labriformes; Labridae.
GAUCUAGCCUCACCUCCCCUGGCUAGUCCUUCAGGAACGUCUCAGACUACAGAACAUUUACUUCAACUUCAUGUUUUAGCCUUUAACUCUUGCUGGACCAGUUCAAGAAAUACAGUCGAGGCUGUCCUCGGAUCAUGGGAUGUGAGGGUUGUUGUGUCUGUGGGUGAAAGAGGGGGGCGGUGGGUGCUCUGCUCUGCUCUGCUCGGCUCUGCCUUGCUGUGCUCAGUGCAGGACGCAGGAGAUAGUCGCUCUCCAAGGUGCUGAAAGUCGGAGCGCUCCUCCUCAGCGGACGAUGAACGCGACCUCUACCGAAAAACCGAAAAUCAAAUAAUGCCUGACUUCAAUUCUGAAUGGUCUAAUUUUUUAUACUCUUUAACUUACACUCCCUUAUUGGAUUUUCAUUUCUUCUAACGCAACCGCGGGAUGUAUGCGAACAUAUAGCAACAAGACUGCCUGCUGCUUUCUAAUGUUCACCUGCGUCGUUUGGAAAUACUGAAUUGACUCUGGAUUCUCAGGGAACGCUACAGAGGAUUUUCUUGGUCCCUCUCCCGAUAUACCGCAUGCCUUUGGACGUAAACUGUGAUAUUGUCUCAAAAAUGUGAGUCCGAGGAAGAUCACCAUGAAGCAGACCUACUUUUAUGUGGAUAUCAUUUUCUCCGUGCUGGAAAGGGGGGACCACAUCAACAAAAGGCUGGCGUUUAAUAGCUUUUAAAUCCACCACACGACCGAAAGGGAGGAUUAUAGUGUCUGGUGGAGUCUGGUGAAUUUACCCGCUGGAUAAAGUGAAGUUUCCAAUAUAGGCUUGACGACUACCUUUUAUAUUUUCUGUGUGCUGGGCUCUCCGGAUUCACACCAAGUGGAUAUCAAGCAAUUUUCAACGCGGUGAGUUUGUCCUUUGGUAAAUGUAGGCUACAUUCAUGUUGUCACUGGCUUUGCAGUUGAUCUAAAAAGGUAGAAAUAAUUGUUUUUGCAGCGGUAUAUCCGUCUAGACUGUCUGAAUUCUGUUCCGUGCGUUUCCUCUCUGGGUGCGUUUUUGGAGGGGCUAAAUCACUGCGCAUUAAAGAUUUGGAACAUUUGCAUGUUGCAUGCCUUAUUUGGUAACAGCAUGUAACUGUAAGUACAUUGUUGAGGCACAAACGUGUAAAAUCAUUGGCUUCGCGGGAAAUUAAAACGGGUCUAAUAGCUACCUGUUGUCUGUGGUCGCUCUGAUGGAGUUUGAAAUUGCGCAAAGAUAGCUCAAAGGUUGGAUUUUAGUCAGCCAGAAGAAUACCGAGAUGACCCCACUCCACCCACUUUAGAUUAUUCAUGCUUUAACCUUUCCCUUUAAUGUUUGACGCUGGAGAUUCUGCUCAGAAUGUGGACUUUAACACACCCAAACCUCCACCAACACAAAGCAAAGGACAAUUCGCCCACAGAUAACGUUUAUUCUGUUAACAAAGGUUUUUGUUUCAUUAGGAAUGACGGCAUUAGCCUGUUGAGUCACAUUCGUCUUUUGGGGGUUGAAUUGAUGCUGUAAAAACUUGAAUUGUUCAAUAAACAUGACUGAUGACAGCAGGGGGAUCACAUUGAGAGGCUAGAGCUGAACUGAAAAGUAUUGAAAUGUGGGAAUUUUGUGGUCAAAGGGGGUGUAUCAGGACUGCAGCAGUGAAUCAUCAUCCAUCAUAUUAUCUCUUAUCCUCUCCACAGCUGCCUUCUUCCUCAUGUGGUGAUGACUAUGGUGAUGGUAAUGAAGCGCAGGACGGAUCCGGUGAGGAUACCAGGAGCUUAGGGAUGACAUCCAGACAACCUCGUUGAAUGUGGGUAUCGAUGCCGCGGCGAAGGAUGGGUAGGAUGGGCCCUCUCCUCCUCUCGGCCGCCUGCGUCCUCCUGCUGGCCCCGAGCGCCGUGCGUCCGGCCUUGGUGGGAAACCCCGAGGAUUACGCCGCGGACGAGGCGGAGCGUACGGCCAGUGACAACAUCAUCUUCGAUGACUACAGGGGGAAAGGGUGCGUGGACGACAGUGGCUUCGUGUACAAACUCGGGGAGCGCUUCUACCCGGGACACUCGAACUGUCCAUGUGAGUGCACGGAGGACGGGCCUGUGUGCGACCAGCCAGAGUGCCCUAAACUGCACCCCAAGUGCACCAAAGUUGAACACAACGGGUGCUGCCCCGAGUGCAAGGAGGUUAAAAACUUUUGCGAAUACAGGGGGAAAACGUAUAAAAUUCUGGAGGAAUUCAAGGUAAGAUCUAACCCGUACCCUGUCAUGCCCCUUCUUUAUUUUUUGUUUUACCUCUUUGCAAGUUGGUGCAUCAGCUUUAAAAAUUCAUACUCUUGCACUUCACGAAAAAAAAAGUGUAAAAGUAUAAAUGUGUCAUUGACAUUUCCAGUAUGCGUCAUUCAGGGGGUGUUUUGUUUAGUUUUUCGAGAAUGGCCUGCUGUUUGCAAUCUGCCACUGUAUUUGUGCAGUUAACAUUUGUCCUCUGGUAUAUUGAUGGAAAAAAUGUAUACACUGAAAAUCAACUUGAAACUUAAAGAUCUUUUGCAGUGCUGCAGAGAGACAUGUUGAUUCUAGUUUACCAGGUUGAUCCACCAAGGCAAGUCUGGAUGUCCCUAAAGCCACUACCUCUUAAAACAGUCUAAGUGAUUUGGUUUGGAUUUCAAACCCAGUAAAACUACUUUCCCUCGCAAGAACAGCAUGUUCAUGACAAGAACUAGACAUGCACUGGUUCAAAUGAGGGGCUAAAUCAAUUUUUGCUUCAGCCAAUGGCCCAUGUCCCAUAGGCUGAGGCCAGUCUCAUGGAGUAUGAAUCAAACACCCACACCUUCCUCACACCUGUUUGUGGAUGCUGUAGCUUGAGAGCUCAACAGCCGUGUUUGGGUAAACAAGGCUUCACUUAUUAUGAGUGUAUUUCACUUCCUGGCAUACCAGAAAAGUAUCAUAAAUGAAUUUGUUGGCCAAGAACACAAACAUAGCUGCCUCCCAGAGUGAUGUCAACCCCCCACCACCCCACCUCUCCCUCCACUGUCAAAUGAACAUUCAGUCAGCAUCUCUAAACUGACAGAUGCUAUAACCGUAUUUUAAUGCUCUGAUUCGUGGACACGACACAGAGUCAUAGCUGGCAGAUCUGGUUUCCCUGCAUCGCCUGCGAAGGGAGCUCUGUUGUAGAGCAUAACAGCGCUGUCUGAUCUGAAAUGAAACUUCCAGCAUGACAACUACGGUCUGUGUUUAAACUGUUGCUGCCCACGAGGAGCCCCUCCUCAUUCAAAUUCAUCACAAGUGGAUUGAGGCUGUAGGUGAUAGAGAUACAAUUUGACAUAAUGGAACUAAGAAACUCUAUAGCUACAUGGUUUUACAUGGUUUUAGUUAGUGUAUCAGUGGACUGUUGGAAAAUUACAAUUAUAUGAGAUGAGAUGAGAUGAGAUUCAAUUUAUUGUCAAUGUACAGUACAAGUACAGGACAGCAAAAAGUACAUCUCAUGCAAAAUUCUCAUUUUUUCGUACAUUGACUGAAUCCAGUUAGAUCUUGAGAAUCUGGGGCUAAAUAGGUAGAAUGUUGUUUUGUAUGUGGACUUUGUGAGUUGCAGGUCGAAGGAGAAAAGCCAAAAGUACAGUGAUCCCAACAUUUGAGACCAGUCAGCAAACUUGUAAUGAGAUGAUGACUCAUCCCUGGUGUCUUUUUGAUGUCUCACAACUCUUUUUUUCCCUCAAACUGCAGUAUUUCUACCUUCAGAUUCAAUAAAGGCCCAUGUCUAUUUAUGGCAUUUUGCAGCCACAACCACUACAAUCUCAAUUUCAGAGCCUUUUUCUCCAGCACUUACUGUCGCCAAGUUACUAAAGUCAUCCUGCAACACCUCUGAUUUCAUUGAUGAUAAAUUAAUCUGUUUGGAAAAACUCUGUGUCAUGAGAAAAUGUAAAAACUAAUUAUAAACUCAUCAUAACAUUAGGCGCAGUCUUGAAGAAAUGUGUGUUGCUGGUUUUUCCUCCUUACUUGCCCCUUUGUUUACAAAGUUGACAUUAGAUGUCCAGCCCCUCCUUGGUAUUGAUUAGUCCAUGAUCAGAAUCAAUUGUUCAAGAGGUUGCCAGUUUUGCUGCCAGAGCAGAAAAUUGCUGGUAGUGGACACAGGCCCUAAAAAAAUCACAUUUUUUGUGGAUGUUCACAAACAGCCACUUUAUUUUUUCAAAGUAUUAAAGUUUGGUCAUAAAACCCUCAACAGCUCUACAAGUCAGGAAAGAAGUAGCAUAACACUAAUUUAUCAUCCAAUCCACCCACCUUAUGUCAAGAUCGCCCUAGAAACCUCCAAUUUCAUGCCAGAGUUUUACAGACACUUGUUCUUAAAGCUAAAACGGUUAAAGCAUGAAACUGCCACUGAGCAGUACAGAGCCAAGCAUGGCUAUAAUUGCUUUGUACCUAUGCAAAGUUUUUCUUGCUGUAAAAUUACCAAAGACAUUUUUUUUUUAAAUUUGAAUCGGCUUUAAUGAAUAUUUACUUCAAACAGUAUAUUCAGGGUCUUUAAACUAUUCAUUUAGUUGGAGUGGUAUUUACAGCCUCUGGCUUUGGCCACCAGCUCUGUAAACAUUGCACUAACUAUGGGUAUGUGUGAGAAAGCACUUUGCAAGUUAUACAGUUUACUCAAUCCCAUUUAUGAGUCUAACCACCUGGUUAAUUUAGGUCCAGUUUUCAGCCUCCCACAUACAGUAUUUCUGCUCUCUAAGUGUCUUGAGCCCUUCACUUCUGAAGUUCAUUCAGCAGAUGGCUGGUAACUACAUGUGUCUGCUUAUUUGUGUUGUGCAGGUAGUAAAAUGUUUGUUGUUUGAGGUUUUUCUAUUAACUGCUGGAUAAUGCAUGGUUUCUAUAAGAGCACAGGUAGAGAAAACUUUAAAGAUUGGGGCAUAAAAACCUAAACAACACACUGAAAGAUGACAACAUGAUUCAUGCGAGAGGGUCACUUCAAAUCCCCAAUUUCCGGUUUUGAACGUAUACUCUAAUUAACUGCAUCUGUUAAGGUUAGGAAACCAACCAUUCUGGUAGGAAACCAGUAUCUAAGAAGUAAACUCCCCGAGUGUGAAUGGUUUAUACUAGACAGCCUAGUUUCUGAGCACCAUCACAAAAGAUCGACUUCUUUAAGAUACUAUUACUAUGAGAAAUUUUCAUUCAUCAGCGUUUGAGUCCCUGCAAAGAGAGAAACAGAUGUAACUCAUUUACUACUCUGCAUACCAAUUAGUAAUCCACAGAAGGAGGGGCCACUGAAUGUUUGGGGGCUGCCAAUUCUCUUUACCCACCAUCAAAGAGAAGCACAAGGUUUUAUAACAUGUAGUAUGUUUGUUACAGUCGGGUUUAUAAUGACUUCAAGGCUCAGCAAAGAAAACGUCUGCUGGGAGAUGGUGGAACAUGUUGCACCUGUGAAGACGAGCAUGUCAUGACACUGAAACUAAUUAAAGCUGGCAGGGAGGGCUACACACCGAGCAAGGUUAUGUAAAAUGGAAACAAGGGCCAUUAUUAAAAUCUGCUUCAGUUUAUCGCCAUUUGUUUUGGAGAAAUGAACAAAUUAACCACCAGUUAUUAAUGCAAAACCCUUUUAGUCGCUUUAUUUUCUCUGGAAUAUCACAUAAGCCUGUGAUACAUUGAGCUGAGGGAGUAGGAAGUCAUUGCAUGCUGUUUUGCCUUGUAAAAUAUGAUUUUUUUUAUGCCUCUAGUAGGACCAUAGGAAUAAGACAAUUAAUUCAUUAAAAAGUUAAUGGAAACACAUGAAUAACUCAGAUUUGCAGGGUAUCAUUUGGGACAUCUACAAAACAAAAACAUCAAUUAUUUCUGGUUCCAACCGGUUUGAUGUCUGUUUUCCUCUGUUGAUAUGACUGUAAAUUGAGUUAUUAGUCAUGCGCUGGCACAUAAGGAUUAAAGAAGCACAGUGUUUGUGUUAAUACAGGCCAUAUGGGAUCAGCCCAUUUGAAACCCAUGUACUUAAUGUGCGCUGAUUGGUGUGUUUGCACGUCAGACAGCAUCAGGCUCAGUCCGGCAUUGAGAUGCAAGGCCACAGCUUUCUAAGGGCUGCUGCGAGUGCAUAAGCCUUGAAGUUUGAUGUGAGAUCAAGUCCAUCAAUAGUGCAGCUCGACCUCAUGCUAACCUUGGCUGAAAGGCCCGCCGAGGGAAGGACAAUUCUUCACGCUUCUGGGGAAAUAACAUUCAUUUGUUCUUAUUGAUUAUCUAAGUGAAAAUGACUGGACAGAAAUAAAUAAGAGGAGAGGAAAUUUGUGAUGCAGGAUGAUCCCUCUUCUCCAUCUCAGACCUCACAAAUGUAAGUCUGAAGUCUUAGUCCACAUCCUGUGUGAAGGUCGAGUAUUCAGCAACAACAUGAAAGCUCCGGAGCCCUGUGGCGCUCAAGGAAAUCAAAGACUGUCAGGAUCUGGUAUACAGACCCCUGUUUAGAGAUGACGACAGGUUAACCUUUGAUGUCGGCCUCAUUGGCAUUUCCUUUUUUGGCGAAGUGCAGCAUUGUGCAGACAUUUGCUUUAUAUUCACAAAGUGAUGAUGGUGAAGGAGAUGCAGAGGAGGAGCGUCUUUUGAAUAAUAACAGCAGAGGUGCGGCCAGCUGAGUUACCAGUACUCUUGAAAGUUUGAAUGAAAAAUUAAUGUAGUCAUAAUCAAAAACACUUGAUUUUGUUUGAUCACAACAAAACAGUUUGAUCAUUCUGAAACACAUUAAUGUGAUAAGUCAAUCUAAAAGUGAGGUUGGAAGCAGCGAUGUAAUCUCAUUGAACAAAAACAACUGGCCACCACAAGCUCUGACCUACAGAUAAAACGACAGAGGUCCCUCAGGCUAGUGCAGCAGCUCAGCAGCUUCUUGAGUUGGUUUUAAGCAGAUACUCAAGGUCAUAAAAACCUCAGUGAUUCUUAUGUAAGUGUUCACUAUGUUUCUCUUCUUCUUCUUCUUCACUCUCUUUAUCAUACACACACAGUGCCACAUGGGCAUCAAAAGUGAAGUGUUUCAACAUAAAAUAAAAAGUGAACAAGUUGCGUUGAUUAUUCUGAGUUAUGACCUCUAUUGUGGAAAUAUAAAGAGGGUACAAAGCUCACUCGUCCAUCUAACUAAUGCCAAGGUGUCUAUCAAAUUUAUCCAAAAACUAGGUCAGGUUUGAGAAACUGUUACUUUAUUUUCUAAACAGCUAAAACUAUAAUUAACCAACAAAAUGUCAAAGGUUUAUCAAUUAGUAUGUAUUUAUGAGAAUGUAUUUAUUUAAGUUCUUGUUACUUUAUCUCAUGUCAUCUCAACUACUGCCAUCAAGUUGUAUUGACUAACACCUCCUCCACCCCUGUCAUAUUUGUUGUUGUUGUAAAGGCCUGGGUCUUUACAACAACAACAACCUAUUGAAAGUAGGGCAGCUCAAUUUUGGCCAAAAAUAAAAUCCGAUUUUUUUUCUGAAAACUUGAUUUUCAAUUUUGAUUUUAUAUUCAUUGACAACUUCACCAAACUUCACUUUAAAAAUAAAAAGUUUUUCUAUCACCUCUCAGAACGAAACCACCCAAGACGAGGUAGUGCAUAUGCCAAGCCAGUAAGUGGCGCUGUGAUGCUGCUGAGGAAUUGCGCAAAAGACAGAAGAAGAGUACAGAGCAUGUGUAUAAAGGUUGUUUUGGCCGGACACGCGCAGGUGCCAUAUAAGAGUUACGCUGUGUGUCACAUAAUUGUUUUUGAAGAGAUGCAGAUAGACAUCAACACAGAGAUGAAAUGGUAGUUGUUUACGGGUUUAUGCACUCUCUGACCUGUUUUUUAAAAAAGUACAGUUUACAGUCGCCCAAAACGCUGGUUUUCUGUGGAUGAAACACUGAUAUGACAAAAAACUUUCCCGUUUACCCCUGAAUUUGUUUCUGUGUGGACGGGUUGAUACCACUUUCAGACAGACUUUCCAGCAGGGACUGGUUUGCUCUUCAUCUGAAACUGUGAAGCCAUACCAAUUCCACACGACUGACUUGCUCUUGUCCUAUUUAGCCACAAAAUUCGUCUUCUUUUGCAAACGCCAUGUUUGUUUCCACUGGUAUGUGUGGGAACUGAGGAGUGCUCCCUCAGGAAGGGGAAACCUACGGUGGCCUGGAGGUGCAAGACAUGAUAUAGAGGAAAAUCGAUUUUGAUGAUUUUACGUUUUUUAACAUCAUCAUAAUCAAAUAAUCCGAUCAUGAUUUAAAAUAGAUUAAUCAUUCAGCCCUAAUUGAAAGUAUACCUUGACUCUUUCAAUGUGAAACAAAUGCAGCAGUGAUUUGCACUAACCCUUUUUGUUGUGUUACCUUAGAACCGGCCCUCAGGUUUAGUAAGUAUCCUGCAGCCAGUCAGCAGCAGGAGCUCUAAAGACUUUGGCUUUGCUUUGAGGAGCUGUCCUCUCCUCCUCCACUCUGUAAACAGUGUUGUGCCUCAGAGUCCUUUCAUUUCUGUACCUAGUGUCAGUACUACUACUUUAGUUCUUCUUUUGACCCCUUACCUUUGCAUUUCAACACUGAUACACAUCAUUUUGAAUCCUUCCUCUAUAAUAAAGAAGACUAGUUACUUGAACUUAGCACCAGGGCUUUUUUAACUGGUUAUUAAACAUGAAAGAAAGGCCAAUUAAAGUGUUUUAAUGCCUGCCGUCUCUGGUUUAGAGUCCAACAAAGCAAUUGACAGCACUCACAGUGCAUUAGGCUUUGUUUACAUUUUCAGGAGAAACGUUUCACAGCGGCGUUAAACUGCUAAAAAAGGAGAAUGUAUUAGAGUGUAUCAGCAAAUAGAUUAGAGGUUUGACUUUGUUCACACUGGGUGCCAAAAUCAGGAUGAGCAAACUCUCAAAAUGAAAGUUUCCCACAGCUGAUUGAACUUAAAUGCAGUUUAGAGGAUUAGUGAUUAUUCAUUUGUAUCAGUUUGUACCAUCUUCAAACUGUUGGGGCAGAUUUUCUACCAAAAAAGAUGUUAAAUUAAAAUGGUUUUAGCAGAUUAGAUUUGUGUAUCCAUCACAGUAUGAAACACACAAUAGCUGACAUUGACAAUGAAGGAGGGGUAGAUUCAGAGCAGUAUGACAUCCACCAGCAAACCUUUGUGCAUGAUGAAGCUGGGUUGUUCUUACAUGUUUGGUUAUAUUGUUAUUUAAAUUUUAAUUAGAAAAUUUAAAUAGUCUCAGAAAUUAAAAUGUGGAUCUGUUUGGUUCAAAAAGAAAGUCAGAAAAACUGUCCUUGAGGAGGGUACUGCUUAACUUUGAGACAUUGACUACAUUAGCAGUUUUUUACUUUUAAUUUUUUUUAGAUGAACCUGCACUCAGGCUUUAAUCAGAGCUUGUGUUUCAUGCUGCAGCAUGGUACUUUGAGUCAAACAUGUGAGCACUUUGACCACCUCUUGUCAUUUAGCCUUUGGCAUUUAGAAUCAUUGUCAUGCAAGUGGUAUUGGGCAUUUAUUCACCACAAAGCAGCUGACUGCAGUGCAAUGUCAGCAAGUAAUUUGUUGAAUCUAAUGCUGGUAUAACUCAUGCAUCAGCAACUUGACUAAUAAAUUCAAAUUAUCCACCUCGGUUUAAUUUUUGAGCAACGUAGCAGACCUUAUCAAAAGUGGACAUGGUUGAUAUUGCAGGGGGGAGAUUUGUACCAGUAGCUGUAUGUCUCUUUCUUUUGUUCUAUCCCCUGGGAGAGAGUCAUGCCACUCAACCUAAGUAGGUGUUUCACCUCCAGGGUUCACCGUCAGAUGAGGAAGGGACCAGUCCCCCCAGCAUGGCUGCCGGCGAGCCUCAGGCAUCAGCACAGCUGCAAUCAAGAGCCAGGAGAUAUAGGGUGAGUUCAGAUCCCAGAUCACCAGGCUAGGGCUGGGAUGUGAACUCAAAUGUGAACUAUCCCGUCCGUGCUGCCUGCCAUCCCCUCUAGGAAAGGGAUGCAGAAUUGGAAAAAGAGAGGAAGACUGUAAUAUUGUCAGUGACAGAGGCACACACAGUAUAUUUUAUUUUUUAAUUUAAAGGCUAGUGAUGUUAAUUAGCUCAGCUACAAUACUUAAUAUGUACUAACCUUUCUUUACAAUCCCUAUGUGAUGAGGACUAAUUUCUUCUUUGCAGGUACAGCAUACCUCUGAGCCAUUAUAUUCAUUUUCUCUGUGAGAAAUGCUUAUUGCUUUUUACACCUUUGCACCUUAAACAGAUGCAGAUGAUAGAGAAGGUUUUGUGUUUCGUUUUUACUCGUAAUAGUCCUGUCAAUACAGCUAGUCUUCACAGAGCUUGAUGCCCCAUAAUUAUGGAGGCCCACUGUGAAAGCACCUGUACCAACAAUAACAACAUUUAAUUUGAAACAGCACGCACACACACACUCAUACACACACACACACACACACCGCGAGCUGCCCACACAUCACACACAACAGUAAUUAGUGGCUGUGUUUUUUCAGCGCUGACACCUAUGAGACAAAAACAGUCAUAAAAGCAGUAAAAGUGAUUGCCCUAAAUUGAUUUUCCUAUUCUGUUUUCCUGAAGCAACACUGGACUGAAUUAGAAGGAAAUAAUUAAAUGCAAACAAUUAGGAAAUAGCCCAUUAUUAGUCUUAUUUCUCUGGGUUGAGUUCAUUCGCAUUUCAACCCUGCACUAGUGUUAAGAGUUUUUAUCCACUACCUCUCUCUCUAUCUCUCUCUCACUGUAUCCCUCAACCAACAGCUCAAUAUUGUUCUGACUUGGACUACAACAGCAUGCAGUUUGACUGUCCACCCAUUCCCUGCAUGGCUGGGAUUCCUGUGACCCUGUUGUCCCGCCUCAAUGUAUUUCACAUGACUGUUCACUGCACUAAAGGUUAUCUGAUUCGUCACUGCUUUCUCACCUUGGCCCAAUUUGUUUUAGAGUGGAGAGGAGAAGCAUGACAACCUAUUUUACUUUUUUACUGAUGAGACAGGGACAUACAGGAGACUUUCUCCUGUAAACAAAAAAAAAAAAAAAAAUGGAUGCACGUCACAAUUCGGUGCUAGUGCUCCAUUUUUUCUGUAAGGCAUGACUGAUAGUCUUCAUGAAAGACCUCGCUCAAGAGGAUAAGCUGAAAACAUCAGCUGCUGCUGAUUAUAUUUCAGAGAUUAAAGCGUGGCAUGGCCUCAUAAAGUUUUCUUUUUCAGACAAUUUUAAAAUCAAUGAGGAGGUGCUAGCUGUGGGAUAAAGACACACAAUUAGGAUAGGCACAUUUUAAAUAUUGCACAUUAGUCAUAGUAUUAGUAUAUUAUUAUUGGUAUUGCAUAUUGGACCUUUGCUUUGAUGGACAUGUUCAGCACCAAGGACAGUGCUGGAGCUGUUUUUUACUUCAGGGGGCAUUAUGAGUUUGUGAGGGUAGAGCAAUGAUAGUUUGUUUAUAUGCCUUGCCUUCAGUGCUCAUCACUGCCAGCCCUACACUUAUUUGCUCCUAUUGCUUUGCUGGUUGAUAUUUUUUGUAGUGGCCCUUACAUUACAGUACAGCAAGGUAUAUUUCUUUGUCUUCUUGUUCAUUAGCUAUGUUUUAAUCAGAAAUGUACUACAUGUAUAAAAGAGACCUUUUUAGCAUUGAGGCUUUCUCCUCGCUGCCUUUUCAGUAACUGGAUAGCUGACAGAAAUAAACAAGAGGAUAGUUGUCAGAAAUGAUGUGGAAACAAAAAUGUAUGUUUUGGUGUAUUCUUGGUAUGGUGAAAUAUUUUUAUGGUGUUUUUUUCAGGUUGAGAUUAAUUACAUUGGCUUUAAGAAAUGAGAUGUAAAGGUCCUUUCAGACUGGGACCGUUUUUAUCGUGCUAUUAUUUAGGACGUCAAUAUUUUUUUCGAACCCAUAUCCUGUCAAUACAAGCGUUCACAUCAGCGACGUUUUCCCAUCCUGCGAUAUUGCUGCAUUUGGUUUUUCGGAUCAUGGUCGAUUUUUCUAAAGUUUUGCAUACUGUGUGUCCACUUCUGACCAAUCAGAUUGCGUGUUGUUGCAACAUCUGAUUCACCAGUAUAUCCAACAUGGUCGACCUGCUGAUUGUUUACGUGUCGGAGAAUAGAGUGCUUUUUGAUCAAAGACACAAACAUUACAAAGAUAACCACCUGAAGGACAACUUGUGGAGAGUCAUAGGGUCGAUUUCUCAUAUGACGAUGGUUUGUGUGCUUGGACAGUUUGCUUAACGUCUUUGUUUUAACUUUCAUCUGUGCUAAGUAACUUUAGCUCGUAAGCUAACCUGUUCAGAUACAACAUACCAUAUGUAUUUUCACUGUCUCAAACUCAGUCGCAUUUCUGUCACAGCACCAUUAGGUCUCGGUUGUUACCUUACGUUUAUGGAUUAUAGUUUAAUGUGCUUAUCUGGUACUGGCCCCGACUCAGUACAUGCUAUUAUGACAGACAGCCAUCUCAACACCAAUGUCUAAUCAGAACUGAAAAACAGUCAGUCUGGUGUUGUGUCAGUCUCCUCGCUUCCACCCGGGAUGCGUCUUUUUUCCCCCUGGAAAGUUGCAAAAUUGCAUCGGGCUUGAUGUGUAUUGUCAGGUGCAUCAAAAUUCGCCUCCGAAUAUUUCGUAAUUUCGCGUUCUAUAUUCGUGUCAGCCCCGGUGUGUAAGGACCUUAACUCUUGUUUGUUGACUUUUGUUUGCAUAUGACAUGUAACUGCCACAAGGUUGUAAUGUCCUAUUACCUGGAUGUGAACAAGAGCAGAAGACAUCAUUUGACAGUAUUUUGGUCAGAGAUAAAAUUAAACAUUGGCUGUGUCUGGUUAAAAGCACAAUAAGCCCAGAUGUGAGCCUGUUAACCUGCAGAGAAGAAUGAGGACUUGAGGUUUUCCUGCAGACUCUGCCGAGAUCCUGUGUUUAGCCUUCAGUGUAUUGUGCUCAUGAUGAUGAGUUUUCUUGACUUAAGACUCUUCAGCUGGUAGAGAUUUAAAUAUCCAUUUAAGCCAAUGACAAGUGAGUCUCUUCAGAACAUCACUCGUGUGCCUCAUAUUAUGUUGAUUCGUGAUAGGCACCAACCAAACUAGCUUUCUCUUUUUUACUCAGUGAAGGAGAUAUUUCUUCAUGUGACCUCUGAGAUGAAUAACUCUUUUGUGGUGAUAUGGAUCGACUGCAGACUAAUUGCUGCUCACCAAAUUAUUGCUCUCCUUGUUUAAACAUUUUUUAAUCUUCACUACAAAGAUGAUCCAGUAUGAUUCUGUUGUUAUCAGAACUGAGCCAGUAAGGAAUAUCUGUACCUUUUUUUUCAGCACAUAUGCCAAGAGACUGCCAAAAACUUUUUAUCUUAAGUGAACAAGACAAUAGCUGUGCACACAAGAAAAUAACUUAUGCACAUAAAGUCAAAAUAUGAACUUUGUAGAAAAUUGAAAUCUUGCCUAAGUUUUGUUGUUUCUGGCACAUUGUAUUUGAAGAACAGUUUGAGUUGCCCCAAACCACACCAAGGAUAUACAGUUACAUUUACUUUCAGUUUAAGUCAGUUUCACUCCUACACUUCAUCUGCAUCUCCUUUCUGAAUUAUUCAUUUGCGCCAGAAAACAAAUGAAAGAUUUGGCAGAUUUGGUUUUACAAUACUGUUCAUAUUCAAACUUAUUACAGUAUGUACUGUAUAUAUUAUCAACUCCUUAGCUCUUCACUUAAGCUGGAAACAUGCCUUGUGAGGCUGGACUGCUGCUUCAUGUGGUUAAACUGCUUCUGAUUAAUCCCAUUUUUAUGUCUUUGGGUCAUGUGUUAGCCAUUUGAUUGGCAGCUGAUCAAAUAUUCAUCUAAAUUGGACGCUAACCAUCCAAUUAACUAAUUGACCUGCUGCUACAGAGGAUUCAUGUUUAUGCCCUGCUUUCAGAGAGAAAAAGAUGCCUCAGCUUUGAUGUGAGCAACCAUUCACUGCUGGCCAAAUGCUCUGUUAAUGAGAGGAGGAGUGUUGUGUGGUUGGCCUGUUGCUAACAGGGGAGGCAGGGAGUUAAAGAUGUAUGCUUUGAUGAUACUCUUUAAAAAUCUCUUUUAUUAUUUAUUUAUUUAUUAAUUAUUAUUAUUAUUAUUAUUAUUAUUGAGAAUUUUGUAUCCAAUCAAAACUGGAUGAUUGAUUCAGCUUAUUAAGACAAACUGAAUAACAUGUAAACAGUAAUUAAACACUACUUUGUUUUACAGGAUUAAGACAAUGAUAUCAAAUGUGCAAUAUCUUUGAAUAUUUGAAUUAUUAUUUGAAUUAUUGAAUUUCCCUUCAGGGAUCUAUAAAGUUCUUCUUAUCUGAUGUGUAUUUAGGUCCCUAGUUUAAAGUCUGGAAGCCAGUCUUCUGUAUAUAUUACCAAAAUAAUAACUUUAAAUGGGUGCUGGGGCUAACUGUAGAAUAGGACACCACUGAUAAAGAGUGUGGACAGUUGACGUCAUGAGGAUGUAAAGAAGGCUAGACAUCUGCAGAGCCUCACCUUAAUGAAGAGCAGGGAUGGAGGUGAUUGGGGUGGGGGAUGGUUGCAAUGACGCGUUUGACAGCAGCCGAACCAUGGUUGAUUGGGUUGUGACAAGGGAUGGGCGAUAUGGGCAAACAAAUUUGUCACAAUAAGUUUUGCCAUUCUGGCGAUAACGAUAAAGUCCCAAUACAAAACACUCUAAUUCCAAUCCAUAACCUUUACCACAUAUUUAAGUGGUAGAUUAUGUCGAAAACUAGUGACAUCAAACAAGCCUGAAAUGUGAAAACACUUUUAACAUUUAUUUAAAAUUCCCUUUGCACAGAGUGAACAGCAACAGAUCCACUGUCUGAUGGCAUACCUGACUACACUCGUCUACACCCCAGUCUUCACCACCUUUAGCCAUGUUUGUUCGUUAUUUUGCUCUGUGUGGGCUACGGCUGUGAGUCCGCCACUUGUGCUGAUGCCUUCAGCUUGCAUUUAUCGCAUUUAUCAUGAGAUGGCAAAUUCUGACAAUAAAUCAUGAACAAUUAUUUAUCGCCCAUCCCUAAUUGUGACAAAAUCUGGGUUGUAAAUACUUAAAUACUUACAGGGCAAAAAGUCAUGAUUAAGCAUGCUGUGAGUAUCAAUAAGGCAUGUCCAAAAUGACAAUCAUAUAUUUUAAUAAUACCACAUUGAAUGACUUCUUUGUAAACUUAAAAUAACUUAUAAAGCUCUCAUGUGUUUAUAAUGUGUUAGAUUGCUUCAUGUAAAGGGUUAGUGAUUUCCUCUCCCGCUUGUGCCGCCUGACCACAACUGUGUCACUCAAGAGUGAAACCAAAGUUGUAUGCACUGACCCAACCUGGUCAGUCAAACUGUGGUCAUAUUGCAAAAUUAAUAUAACCUGUACAUGAUUUAGGGCCAUGUAUGCCAAUGGUCCAAAGCUGAUUUGAAAAGAUUUGGUGUGCAUUGAUCAAUCUGUUAUAUAAGAAAUCAAUAUGAGUCAUGAAAGAGCAAAACUAUACAUAUAUUUUUUGGUUAAUUGUUUACAGUGAAAUCAUCCUGAGAAUUACAUUUUGCACGAGUUUUCACUGAAAAAACAAAAAACAAAACCUUCAUACCAAUGCAUAUCUGAAAAAAUUUUGGCCCAUGUUUGCACAGAUAUAUUUGCCAACCACUACAUUAAAUAGAUUCCUGGUUUUAUAUAACAUGCUGGUAGUGGUCAUACAAGGAUUGUUUAAAAUUUUCCUGAAAUGUGAAAAACCAGGUUAUUCAUAUUCUCAUUCAGGCUCUUGUAGUCUGAGUUAAUGCAGGUCUGUCUGAUCCCUCACUUCAGACUAUCUAUUUGUGCACCAUUCAAGCUUUUUUAGUAUUCAAGCAUGAGCCCAUUUUUGAUUCUGGCCAGAAUUCUGAUGCAUUUUGGUUUAAGUUCCCCCAUCAUAAUAAGAAAAAAACACAAUAACAUAUUAAUCCACUGCAUUUGGAGUUUAAGCCACUUUUGGAUGCUCUCUGUAUCCUUAAAAACUGUUUAUAAUAAAUAGGGCUGGGCAUAUCUAUCAGACUGAGUGGGUGUUUCAACACAUCUAUCAUGGAUAAGAAGCAGACUUUCACUCUAUCUUUCUAAAAUGAAGUUAUUGUGCUGGUGCCUUAAAACUGCAGUCUUUAUUUCCCUUAAUGAACCAAUGUAAUAGGUAAUUUUCAAAAACUGUGUGAUGUUCAUUUUGUAAAUGAUCCCAUUCAGAGCCAAAUUGACCAAAAAAAUGGCAUGCCUUUAGGCGGGACUGCUGGUGAUUGGCAAGUCAUUACUAUAUCUAGAUGUGCACUAGAAUACACUAAGCAAUGCAUAUCCAUCAUACAGCUCAAAUCAAGUCAACUGAAGACUGUAAAAAUACCAGGGGUGACAAGACAGUGGACAUGUAUACAGUCUAUGGUUUGGUAAUAAGCCGUUCAGAGACCAUUUCCUAUUUGGAAAUUCAGUGGUGUCAGUUAUCCCUCCAUUAAUAGUACAAUAUUGGAACCACCUUCAAAACAAGUUGUGCAACCUCUUAAACCUGUCAUUGUGGCAUGCAUGACCAUGUUUCAUCUCCAAAUAAUGAAAAUUGGACAUGAGGCUGUAUUUAGAUGAGUGAUAAACUGUGAUUUACAGCUGUGUUAGUCCACCACAGCAUCUCUGCGUCUGUUGCUAUGCUCUGACUUGCAUAUUAACUGGCUUAUUAAUUGCUCAUCUGGGUUUCUGAAACCAUUCAGUGCCUUCUUGCAAUAAUAAGUAUCUAAAAAUCCACCAAAUCACAACAGGGAUGUGCUUGGAUACCCUAAAUGAGAGUAUGCACCUCCAUGUAAAGAAGAUACUAAACAAACAAUAUGAUGCUCAUUAAUGCUAUACACUAUUGCUUCAAUCCCCUGAUGAGACAUAUUUAUUAUUACCUCACAUAAUCCUAGCUGAACCUGGGUUUUUGCUGCUGGAAGAGUCAAAUUAAAGUGUAAUUGCUUUUAUAUGUUAGCCAAGGUUAAUGUUCCUCAUCUCCAGUCAACCUGGAACUCCCAUGGGAAACAAAGCUGCACCAGCUUUAAAUAUUUAACUACUAAUCCCAAGACAAGGCCACAUAUCCCUGUUGGAGAAACAUGCAGGAUGAUAGAGUUGGAUCCAGUCAUGACAUCAUGAAGCCUUAUUGUAUGUGUCAGGUGCAGCCCUGUAAUCCCACCCUGCCAACCCCCACAGGUUAAGCCUGUCAGAUUGACAAAAUGGAGUCCAUCUUCCAUAUGUAUGAGACAGCAUCUCGCUGUAAUUCGCUCGCAUGGGUUUGUGUGUGCUCAAGGGGUGGAUAACACGACUGCAGGGAUGUGUAGAAAAAAAACUUUUUUUUGCCAGUGCUUUAUUCACUUAUGUGGACUUACUGUGUGUCAUAUCCUUAUGGAUUAAUAAAAUCCGACAGGAAUUCCCAAUAAGACGAGAACUACAUUAAAGAUGUUCAGGUGCUGUUAAUAAAUGUGUUUAAAGAAGCCUUUAUCAUGUUAGUGCAGUUUUACUAGAAAGAGAAAAGGCCCUGAGAUGUGUCUCACAUCAGGAAGCAGUGGAUCUAAUAUAUGCAGCAGACACAAUGAAUGAGCAAACAAAAUCAAUCAUCAUUAACAUCACUCAGAGUGGGAGUCAUUUGAAGAAGGAACACAGCUUCUGAUACCAGAAUACAAACAAGAUGUCGGCGUUUCCACACAAAAACACCCUGACUUUUGCAACCCUCCUUUAUUGCCCGUAAGGAGUCGGUUUUUAACUAAAUAUAUUAAUAACAGUUGGUCCCUUUUCAUAAACAUCACAUCUGAUAGACGGGUUCACAUGCUUAUUUUUAAUCCCACUGACAGUUGUUGACAUAUUGGAGGAAGCAUUAUCAGCUGAGACAGUCUUAUUAAUGUUCUACCUCAGGAAACAAUGGAGUAGAGGCUCUUUAAGGUCUGAGUCUGGAUCGCCUCUGCUCUGAUCCUUUCACAUCAAACAUUUUAUUUCAACAUGAUUUUGCAGAGUUCAUUCAGAUGGCAAUAAUUCCAGUAUGUACGCCCACAAUCAGAGAACAAGUUCUGCAUUCCCGCUGUUCCUCUCUUCUCUAUCUUUUAAUGUUGCUAAUAUUUAAUUUGUGGCUCUAGUGCAUCCAGACUGCAAUAAAUUCCCUUAAAAAUACGAGGCUGACUUCCCAUUUUGUGGCUCUUAAUGCAUCCUGGCAAAGCUGGCUGAUAAAAGUCACAUUAAAGCAUCCAGAUUUACCACAGCCCAUUCACUUAUCUCUGCACAAAACUGGAUUAUGAACAGAGGAGCUGUUGUGGCUGUUGUUGUUGAAUGGGGUAAUAUAUUUUCUGAAGCUAAUGCAGUUGUGAAGGUUGAUUUGCAAAAUAAAAAGGAAAUCUUCUCGCCGGCACACCGCUCAGUUUUUAAAGGACUAGUUUGAGUAUAUUUUGUGUAAUAGCCUCAUUUGUUUAUAUUUAACCAAGUCUAAGAUGAAAAGUUUGACACCAAAUAUCUGGUUUCAUCAAAUAUAAAGAUGAAACCAGUGGGCUUAGACAUGUUGUAAAUUUCAAGGCAAGACAUUUGUGUUCAUGUUAAAUCUCUUUUGCUAUGUGUACAAAAUGUCAUCAUCUCUCCUCUGAUUGGCUACUGUACUAGAUUGUAACAGAGACUCUAUAAGACAGGAGAAAUAUGCUGCUGACACUCUGGCUGUGUUUUUCGAUAUCUUACCUCUUGUGAUUCUGCAAUGAAAUGUAAGAUAGUACCAAUAUUUUGCUGCUGUGAGAUUCAAUAUGUAGGUACAGGAGCCAAUGAUGGCCUAACUGUUGGUUGUGGCACAGUUACAAAACUGAUUUUCAGUGGUAGGGGUUGCACAGCUUUAUAUUUCAAGUAGUUUCUGGGCUUUUGAUAAAAGUAGUUGACCCGUUGUUAUGUAUGAUGGAUGCAAAAAGACUAGCACGAGUUCACAAUAACAAUUGUACUUGAUAACCCUAAUACCUCAAAUCACACAAUAUUUACACAAAAAGAAAAAAAAUAGUUCGGCUUAUCUAAACCAAACACACCUUUAGUUCAAAUGCCAGCCUCUGGUCUUGAGGAAUGACGCUGUUACAGAAGUGCUAAAACUCGCAUUUCUAUAAGUCUCCUCUAGAGGCUGCUGCAGAAGUACCAAAAACCACAUACACAAGGAGCAAAGUUAAACUAAAUCAAACAAAAUUACUGACACACUUAUUAUACAGUGUUUGCUUUAGCUGCACAUCAGCACCAAUGUCAGCCCCUUUCCCUGAUGUACUCACCAUUUGACUUGUUAAGAUUGCCAACAGUGCCAACUAGUGGUCAACAAGUCAAUGAGGUUGUGAAACUCCCAAUAAGUCGCUCAUAAAGGGCUCUAUUUUAGUGCAAUAAUUAGUCAACAACUAAUAAUCUGAGUCAGCACAUACAUUUAGAUCUAUAUAGAUAUAUUCUGAUCUUUAUCUGAUCUGAUGAGCGCGUUUGGCACGCGUUUGGACACACAACCUGGACGAAUCAACACAGCUGAAACCGCAUUAAAUUAAAUAUCUAGUAAAUUGACACACAUGAUGAAGUUAACAAGAUAUGUAAUUCGUCUCCCUCCUUUUCUUUCUUCCUCUUCCUCUUAUUUCUCGCGCAGCUCGACCUGGACACGUAUCCGUGUCCUCUCUCCGUCCUGCUGCAGCGGCUGAACAGAUGAUUUGUUUCAGUGAUCAGAUGAGUUAUUUACUUUAAGCCUACAUACAAAUAUUUUAAUAUUCAGUUUUGUGAGCCAAAUUUAUUUUAUAUGCCAACAUCUAUGAAAGAAAGAGCCAGGCCACGGAGCGUGAUGCGUCAUUUACGCACAGAUGCUCCCGAUUUUAAUGCCAUUUUUGGAAUUUAUGAUGCGAUCUCUGCACACAACCCACUUUUGUCACGUGAGGUUUAAAUAUAUGCAACUUUAUGUGAGUGUUGUUAUUUGUGGAAAAGGGUGUUUGUCUUACCAGUAGGUCUAAAACUACACACACCAAAUCCAUCUGUGCUAAUAUGAGACAGUGUGAAGGACGCCCUCUACAGUUCUUACAGCGACACUUGUUGAGGGGCUGCCUUCUGUCGCCAUCUUGUGGCAUUGCUGUCUUCAGCCAUCACUUGAUCUCUUUGACUACUUCACGAAAAUUGUAAUAUGCCUCGCCGGUGGCAGAUUUCAAGGUGAGGAGAGGAGCUGAUGUUAUUGGUCAAUAUAGGUCUCGGCUGUGUUAAAUCCACUCCAUGCCCUCUCCCCUCCCUCCCUAUGACUUACGCUGCUGGGAUGAGCUGAGUUAGGGAGGGGAGAUACUUAUGCCAGUUGUGCCAAUUGUGCUUGGGAACGCCUUGUUGGCGCAGUGGACCUGACUUACCCCGCGCCUGCGUCACGUCUCUGGCGAGGCACGAAAAUAGAGUCCAUAGACUUUUUAAAGAAUGAUAUGGCAUGCCAGGCCAUACUUUCUAUAGCUCCACUUAUCAAAUUAUCAAAUAUAUAUAUAUUUUUAAUGAUCUUUCAGUCAGAGCAGUAAGCUGUUAUCAACCUGAUUUGUACAAAAGUGCUCACUUUUUGGAAAAGUUUUACUCAGUUUAAAAGGAUGAUUAAUUAGUUGCUCUUUUGCUAAAUGCAGGUUCCUGCAGCAUCCUUCAUCAGAUUAGCAUAGUAGAGGAAUCUAACACUAGAGUCACUCAACUUUUCACAGUCUUACCUGUCUGAUUCAAAUCGACACAAAGUUCUGUUUUGCUGUGGACUGUACCGGACUGAGGGAUCUUUGAUGUUUUACUGGUCAGGUAAAUUUGUAUUUUGGGAAACCAAAGGGGUGCUGUCUCAGUCCCAUCACACUCAAUAAGCUUUAUAAGCAUGAAACCAAAACAAGCACCAAAAAAACCCUUUUUUUUUUUCUGAGGUUAUGGGACCUGUAAAUUCCUGUAGCCUUUAUUAGUUACCAAACAACACAGCAAACUGGAGAUGUCUGCUCGCUUUAUCUUGUUCUUUGAUAGUUUUAUUUGUUUUUUAUGUGUCAUUGUACAGCACUUUGGCUACCCUUGUGGUUCUUUUAAAUGUGCUAUAGAAAUAAAGUUGAUUGAUUGAUUGAUUGAUGUCCUUUUAAUUAAUGCCAGAGUUACUGUCAGAAUGUAGCUAGCUUGUUCUGUUGCCAAUCUUUACGUAAAGUUAUGCUAACAGGCUGCUGCCCACAACUGUAUUACCAUAAAGAUGUGACACAGCCUCCUCAUCAACCCCACAGUGAGAAAACUUCAAGUGUAAUUUCCACACUGUUGCACUGUUUCUUGUAUCAUGUAGCUGUAGAUAUCAUAUGACUCUUGUACAGCUAGGGGUAAAAACUCAGUGUGUGUGUGUCACCUCAUUCUCAUUCAAGAGCCAAAGAUUGCUCAUCAAGUAGCUGGUGUUGAAUAUAAAUUGAUUUGUUAUAGCAUAUUGACAGCUGCAUUUUGGGGAAGUUUUAGACUGUGAAUCAUUCAAAUGGAUUACUCACCGUGGUCAUUAUGACUCAUCUGAACCAUUUUGUUCGGCUGCUGCUGCUGCUCUCCACAUACACUGACCUGCCUAACCUUAAAAAAUCAAUACUUUGUCAAAUGCAAACUGCAAAGCUGUGAUGACGAAUGAAGCAUCUGUACCCUUUAAGGUCGGUACAAAGUACUGAGUCACUGACAGAUCAGACCUGGUGCAAACAGGCCUCUCAAAAGAGUGUUCGUUGUGAUGAGCAGAAAGAAAAUAUAAUUUGAUGAACGGCUGACCUUUCAUGAUUUGAAAACAGUUUGUAUUUUUCCACUCCAUGUAAUUGCAUUACAGUUCAUUUUACGGUCAAGAGACUUUGUAAAGAUGGAGUCAAGUAAGAGGCAGUGGCACAGAGAGCUGCAUAGCUCUGAUUUACAUGUUGCAGAGGUGGUUAGAUAAGCCUGAGCUUCCUGAGGCAGCAGAAUGCAGCAAAAUACUAAAUAUCAUAACUACUGUUUAAUAGACUUCCUUAAUAGUUAUUUCCUGGGAUUUUAUUCCAAGUCAACUGCAGGCGCUCUUUAAGAUGCCACUAGUGUAAUAAAGCUGGGAUUGUGCAUAAUUUAUGAACAUGUCUCUUUGUUUAUGAAGAAAUGUCAUAUAGAGACAUAUUCAAGUAGGAAGAAUCAGUAAACUGCACACAGGAGCAGGCUGUUUUGCUGUAAUCAUGUUGAGUACACACAAGGUGAAACCAAAUGACUCAUCUAACCAAGAUUCUCUAUUUCUUCUCCCCUCUCUGCCCACAGCCGUCACCCUGUGAAUGGUGCCGCUGCGAACCAAAUAAUGAGGUGCACUGCGUGGUGUCCGACUGCGCUGUCCCAGAGUGUGUGAACCCUGUGUACGAGCCGGAGCAGUGCUGUCCCAUCUGUAAAAACGGUAAACACUCGUCUCUUCUGGAAUUCAACGCACACUCUCCUCAGAAGUCAUUAAAUUUUCAUUAAACUGAUGACGGCAAGUUUAUCUGCAGUAUCACCAUUUGAUGGGCGCGCCUUUAGAGGAUGAGGAUGUAAUUGAUGUUUUAUGAAUUAAAAUUAUUACCUUGGGCCUGUUGGACACUAAUGAGCAGUACUAGUUUUAAUUAUAAAUGACACACUAAGCAGAGUAAACAUUAGCCCAUUGAUUAAAGGCAUGGUAGGAGGGACUAAUGGGUCCUAGGAGAGCCUUUUAUCUCCCAGUGCCCUGACGCCCUUGUCACACACAGCCAAUCCCUAAAUUAGAAUUAUAGGAUUCCAAUGGUUCAUUGGCUAUUUACAAGGCGAGGUGGGAGAUUUCCCUUUGCCAGCAUCAAUCCUGAGGGAGAGGUGGAGCUUUAUGACUAAAGUACAGUAAGUGCCCUUCUGCAAUGUGAUCCUAGUUUGAAUGAUCAACAGCAAAUAGUGCCAGUGGGAAAAAUCAAACGCUGUUACAACAGGAUGUGGCAUUAUCUAAACAGACUCUUAAUUUAAAGUUUUACAGGCCUUCAAUGUUAAUUUGUUGAUUUAAAGUAAUCUGAGAGUUUAAAAAAAAGAGGUGGCAUCGUUUUCCUGAGCCAAAAAAGAUCCUAUUUACAUGUAUACGUAUCAUAUUUACAUGCCAUUUUUGGAAUCAGUUGUCUUAUUAUAAAAGGUGUAAUGCCCCAAAUUAUUAUUUUUUCAUGAGUGUGCCUUUUAUAAGAAGAAUAAAUAUGCUAAAUGUGUUUUCCUUUUCUUUCGAGCUGCAGCUGACCUAUAAAUGUGAAGAGAAGAAUUUAGUUUGAGGCAGAUGCUAAGUGGCCAUUUCAACACAACUACCCACAUUUUCUUUCACACUUCCGCUUAUUUCUUCUUCAUCCCCCUUGCUUCUCCUUUUUUUCCCCUUUAUAUCGCACACAUACACACCCGCACACAAACACCCACACUAACAAGGCUGCAGAAGCUGCUAGCAGAGCGCUAAUCCAGGCUGACAGGACACAGUGACACCCUUGGCAUUUCAGGGUAGGCCUGCCGUUUCUAGACUCCCCAAGGGUGCAUGGUCAGGCUCUGGCAGGCAGAUAAAUCGCUCUAGGAGUAGAUGGCCGAGAGAACAAUGAAGAAUGCUAUUUAGCUUUCAUUUUUGGCCAAGGGACAGGGUGCCAUGAAAGCAAGACGUUUACUUAUGUGCUCCUGUUAGACGUGCAAUUAGCAGUCGACAUUUUGUCUCUUACUUAAUCUGCUUCAAGCAUUUCAAAUACUAAGUCAGUAUCUUUGGUGCACCACCUUUUUAACCAGGGGCAGCUUAGACAGAGCACUUCAGAGUUUAGUGCAGUGGUUGUACUGUCAGUUUAACUCUGAAAUAACUACUGCCUUAGGGUUAUAUACUGUGACAUUGUCAUUUUGAGUUAAAGGUUUCACAAUUUUUUUUACCAAAAAUCUUCAGAGUGACUAAUGCCAGUGGUGCUUUAAGCUAAAUUCUAUUAGCACGCUAACAUGGUCACGAUGGCCCAAUCCCAAUCUCUACUUUGAAGCCAAAGCUCCUAAAUCUGAUGGUUUUAAUGGUGUUGAGCAGACAUGCCGGGUUUGAGGUGGUAAAAAAAAGAGGAAUGGGACACACCAUCAUGACAUCACAUGUUGAAAAACAACAUGCACCAUCAAGCCCGUCUACAGUUUGUUUUUGUCUUUGAUCAUGGUCUUUGCACAGAGACUAACCAUCAAAAAUCAGAAAAGCGAUUAAUGUGGAGCCACUUUGAAUAUUUAACUAAAAAGCAUAACAUGCUUUUGGUGACAACUAAAGUGAUUCAGCAGCAAUGAAUCACUUAUAUCAUCUACAAAUAAACAUAUUUAUUAAAUUAUUCUCAUAUUCAUGCAUGUACUUUUUAAAUUUAGGUCAUUUUGAUCAAAACUAUUCACAAACUACUGUGACAUGAAGAUUUUUAGCUGUCAACCAAAUCCUCCAUGCCACCAAAUUAACAAUCAAUUCUGCGGAAAGCAUGCAGAACUGCAGUGAAACUGUGUAUUUGUAGCAGUUGUCACUUUCGGGAUUACUUUGAAUUUCUAGAUGCUCAGAAAUGUCCACCUGCUUAGGUUUGUUCCAAUGCACUUCAUCUAAUACUUAUAAAAUGCAGUCUAAUCAGAUUAAAUGCCUUUGCAUUAUCACAAAGUCCUAAUAUUUCAUAUUUUUGGUAGAUAUGAAACAUAAAUGGAUCUGUUUGGUAAAGUUGAGAAAUUUAAGGGGUAAAUAGCCUACUGAUAGCCUACUUGUAUGACCGCUUAUAGUUGGGACAUGAUGGCGCAAACUGGUCUCUAAAGUCUGAGAGUUUAAUUCAGAGAAUAACCUUUUUUUAGCACAUAUCUUGAUGUCAGGUGUAAAUGUCUCUGCUUGAUACAAGCUCUGGCCUUUUACAUUGAAACACUGUGAUUUACUCAACAAGCUUUAGAGCAUCAGUGUUAGGAGUGCCACGAUACAUUAUUUUGUUUUACCUCCAAUAAAAAAUUAUAUUGUAGCCUUCAGUUUUGGCCGAUACCGAUAUUGAUCUGAUAUUGGCACAAACUUGUGCAUGACAAGUUUUGCACUCAGCUGCAACUAUUUCAGACUUAAACAAAAAUACUACCACAUGGCCAGCAUCACUUCUACUCCUUGCCACUUUGUGAGUACCUUAGUACGCACUUUUGUUGUGAUUACGUGGGCUCUGCAUGCUAGAUCCAGGUGCUGCUAGACACAGGUGCAGGAGCUGAGCCUGGAAUGGAUUGCUUGUAUUGGAGUGCUGAUAUAUGAGUUUGUAAAUGCAGGCCGAUGUUAUUCAAUAUUAAUUUUUUUGCUGAUAUCGGGCCGAUAUCCGAUAUCAGUAUCGGAUAAGGACAUCCCUAGUCAGUGUCAUCCACUCAUCUUCUGUAGUAUAGAAGACAGCUGGAGCUCAGGUCUACAAACACAGCAAGUUACUGCUGUCAUGAGCAAGGCUUGGUAACAACAGUAUUUCAGGACCUUCUGCAUAAGAGGAUACCAUAUAGCCUACAACCAAACUAAGCUGAAACCUACAGCCUUAAGAAAUUAAGCCGAUGCUGAAGUGCAACAAACUGCAGUUCGCUGAGUGUCCACUUGAGGCUGGCUGCAGAAGCACUGGGAACCACACACACAAUGAGGUUACAAGAUCGGUCAAUCAGAGGCACGGCUGACUGGACUGACAGGCAGGCGCACUGAAGGCAAAUGCAAGAAGGCUAAAAGCCUGCCUCUGGUAGGAUGACUGAGAGUUAGGUUGAGUCAGCGUUACUAGUAGGCUUUACACUUUGCAUCAGAAACAGAUAGGUGAUGUUACAGAGGCCAUGCAGUGUAAUUAUACAGUCAAUGAACUUAACUUGUUUUUUGCAAUUGGGCCCCAGACAGAGCUCACUCUGGUGUUAAUAUGUUCUUUCUUGGUCCAGCGUCUUAUCUGUCUUAUAUUUGCAAAUAAGGGCUAUACAGAAAUUUAAGAAAUGACUUAAGUCAAAGGUAUCAUAAUAACUUGAUGCUGCAGGCAUUAAUGUUUAAACUAAUAAACAAAUUUUAAAAAAAGAUUAAUCAUUUUGUAUCUUUGAUGGUUUUGGUUACAUCACCACACAUAUCAAAGUAGUGUGAGUUCAUGCUAUUAUUUCAAGGUUCCUUUGUGACCAUUUUCCAGACAAGAUAAAGAAAACUUUAUAUAAAUACUGUACUAUGGAAUAGAGACCCACAACAUACAGAGUGUUACACAGUGUUAUGGCUGAUAAUGUAGGAAGCUAUAGUGCCUCAGUAUAGCUCACAUCACACAGUUAUAAGUUCUGGUUGAGCCCAGAAAGAUAAAGAAAAGCUUUUUUUUUUAGUGUAAACAGAGCUGAAGUCAGAUCCUAUCUAUAUUUCAAUGUUUUAAAUAAUUCAAUUUCAUACAUCCUGGUUGUAACCUUGAUGUGCAGACAUGUUUUGACCUACAAAUAACCAAAUCAAAGCUUAUUUCUGCUGGCCCUUUGUCAAGACAUAUUCUCAUUAGAAGUAGUUUUUCUGCUCGUCUCUGUCUCUCUGAGUUCCACCCUGAACACAGCAGCAGAGAGACGGAAGGACAAUGAAACAGUCAGCCAUUCAAAGUGCUUAUCUUUGCACUCCACAUUCAUUAAGUCCGAGUGAUGCAGCUCUAAUCUUUAUCAUGAAUUAUAUACUGUAAAUUCAUCAGGGGAUAUAAGUAAUUAUAUAAUUGUCCUGAAGAAAAUGAUAAUGAGAAGCACUCUGAAAAUGUCCUGUUUUUUGUAAGGAUGGGGAGGAAUAAAGCAUGUAUAGAUCUGCUGGGUCUUAUCUGUUCAAAAGCUGUCAUUGUGGUUUUUUUAACAGACAUAUCAUGGAGUAGCAGUGUCAUAAAUCUGUCUUUGGUUAGGUUACAUAUUCAGAAUGACAUUUUCUGUGGAUCAGCUGCAGGAUUUUGUGAAUAGGAGGUUUUUGGUGGGUGAGUUUGUGUGGAAGUACAUCUUCCCUUAAGGCAUAAAACAAUCAUAUUUGAGCCAAAUAGACCGUAAUGAGCCUUAGUCUGUGUUCUGUCCUUAAGCUGUAUUCAGCUAAUGUAUGAUGUGCUGUGACAGUUUUGACACAGGACAAACAUUGUCUGUCUCUGGUGAGGUUUAUUGGCCAUGAAUCGAUCACAGGCUCGACAGGUGACAGUACGUCCUUGGAAAGGAGACAGGUAGCUCAAACUGUGUCCUUGUGCCUUCAAAUCUAUCUGGCUAUAAACAAUCACACUUGGCAGCGUCACCAGUCACUCUCUUUCCUCAUCAACCUCCGCUGAGUUUGUCCUGUAACCUGUGCCAGCGGUCUCCAGGCAGAUCAAUGAGAGUUAAGACUUGGCAAGCACUCUCAAUGUCUCCUCUAAGCCGAGAUCAAAGGGCUUUUAUCGGGUCCGUAAAGAGCAGUGGACUCAGCUAUACUGGGGCAAGAAAUGGGGACUUGAAGUAUCAAACGGGUCUCUAAAUAUCAAAAUGACAGACAGGAGCUCCUGCAACUCAUUGUCACUUACAAAUAAAUAUAUCAGUAAGUAGGUCCUAAACCUUUGCUCAACUGAGGAAACAUCUCACAAACCCACCACAAAACAGCCAAUGUAAAGGUUAAGUACAGUGUCAGCGUGCCAAUAAGUUUCUUAUAAGUACGAUGAUUUGUUUAUUCUUCAAAUUGUAACCUUAAAAAACUUUCUCAUUGACCUAAAACUGAGGAAUGACAACAGAUGUUUUUUCUUUGGAUUAGAUUUCAGCAGAUCUGCUUCUGUCAGGGGGAGAACAAUCACACAUUUACACACAUCUUUGAGGCAAAACUAAGUUGCAUCUCAUAUAUUUUGAAGCUAACAUGAAUAAAAUGUAGAUAAUAAUCACAGGUGCAGAAAAUAAAAUCAGUGACUGGCUAAGUUUUCAAUCUCAUGACUUUCCUCAUACAUGCCACUCUCCGUGGGAAGCUAUCGACUUCCUCUAUCCUGCAGUGCCAACAGGCAUCAAUCAACUACAACAGCAUCCAGGGGGUCUCUCUACCCUUACUGUCAAAGCCACAAAGCUGAGGUACCGCUGCAUAUGUGGUUUUAGACUUCACUGUGGGGAAUGUUUCAAUCUGCCCCCCUAACAAAGUCUCUAAAGCCUUUGUUAACAUCCCACAGUCCUCAAAUGUCUGUACAACAAUAAAACCGAUUUAAACUACCACUGGAAGGUUAAUCCAGAGGGAUGCAGACACAAUGGCCAUUUCUGUUCUCCUCUACCCCACAGUUGAUCAAAAUGAUGGUACAAAAUUGUGUUUUCUGACAUGUUGAUAAUGGUCAAUGACAUCUAGGCCUAAUUUCAACAAUUAAAGUAAUUUUUUGGAGAUUGCUGUCCCAGGUAUUCUGGGUUUAGAGAAUGAGGGAGGACAUGCAGUUAAGAGCUGCAGCCAGGAAUUGAACCAGCAAUCACAGGGAUGAGGGCUUUACGUCCAUUAGACCAUCAGUGCCACCUGACUUUAACACUUAAAUCCCAGUUAGUGUUCACUUUACUUUUAUAGGCAGCUAAUAUAGAACACAGUGCGAAGAUGGGCUGCAAAAAGUAACCUGGUAUUAGUCUUCGACAUUUUUUAAAAAAUAUUCCAAUUUUUGGAGCUGACUUAUUAGUAUUCACUUCAUGGAUUGUAAAUCCUAGUUUCUUGUUUUAAGCCUCUGUCAAUGUUCCAAUUAUGCUUUGUUUGUGAAUUAUGGUACAACUAAGACUUAAAGCUCAUGUAAGGACGUUUGGGUUUGUGAAAAUUUUGGUUCCACCUUGUGCAUAAAGCUGCACAUUUAGGGCCUGAUCUACUAAGAUCCAAAAUAGCGAGCGCUAAAUUGCAUAUGCGAACUAAAAAAUUGCACAUGCUAUUAGUGAGCGUGUUGCGGGUGCUCUACUAUCAUUGCAUGCGCAAUUGAUAGCGGGAGCAAUAGUGGUGUGGACCACCCUCUUUAGACCAGGAUUUUGCAUGCUCUAUCAGCCGUCACCAUGGAGAGUUUGUGAGAGCAGAGUGUUUGAAGCCAUGGAGUUGCACACAUCCUUUUUGGGGAACUACAUAAAAGGCAAGGGAAGUUUAUUUGUAUAGCACCAUUAAUAACACAAGGCAAUUCAAAAUGCUUUACAGAUGCAAGAAGAUAUACUAGAAAUCAAAAAAGGGAUUAAAACGAUUUUAAAUCAAUAAGACAAACAUAAUUUUUUUCGUCUGUUUCGUGUUUGAUCUUAUUAUUUAUGAAAUUGUCAUUAACCAGAGAAAUGAAAUAAAUCACAAGCUUUUGGACAAGGAUCAUGGUGUGUAUCAUGGCACUUCUGCAGCCCUCUCUUCACAAUGACCAUGCGUAAUGCUGCUCCAGUUUGCCCAGUUUGUGCCUUUUAAACGUGCCAAAUAUAGACGCAAAACAGCGACUGCAAUCGGUUUCCGAGUUUGAUAAAUCCCAUUGCAGGAGCUUAAUGAUUUCAUUUGCAUCUGAAUCUGCAUAUUCAUGAAGGCAAACACACUUGCGCACACUGUUCAUGUGCUCAUUAGACAGAUGCAGUCCUCGGUGCACCCGGUUAGUAGAUCAGGUUUGCGUGCGCUAUCACGUUUGCGCAUGUUUUUGCACAUGCAAACCUUUGCUAGAUCAGGCCCUACACAUGUACAAACAGUGAUGCUGUUUGAGUUGAUUUUUGGGACCAAGGUAGGAUGGGAUAUCUGACAUCUCUACCCUAAAGCCAUAGUGUCAGGCAACAGAAGUACCACUGAAGUUCUAGUUAUCCUUCCUGCUGAUGGUCUUCUUUGCUUACUAUGUUGAAAAAUGGCACCAGUUUGGUUUAAAAAGGGUGAUAUCAUGCUUUUCCACAUUUACAACUAAAAAUGCAAAGUCAUAAUGUUUGGUGUCCAUAUUAGAAGUAUGCAAAGUUUCAAAUCACAAGGUAAACAAAUAUUGUCAAAACCUUUAAAAGGAGAUGUGAUCAGCUGUUGUAUUUUGCACAUCUCAUGAAGUGACAACAUACAAUCUAAAUUCUAAAUCAUGUCAUGCAAGGUUUCUUGCCUCUCAUUUGUGGGUUAAAGCUUAAGCAAUAAAGAAAUGGUUGAAUGAUGCAUUUGGAAAGGGAGUUGUAUCUAAAAGUUUAGGCAGUUUGGACUCUGUAUGUUUAAAUUACAGUUUCUGUCUUUAUUAAAAGAAGACACCAAACUUCGAUAAGCUGCCAAAUCCUCACCCUCUGAGAUCUAGUAAACAUUUAUUUUUUAUACUGCCUCCUGGCUAUAUAAGAAAAGAAGAAUUGGGUUGGAUAAACCAAACCAAACUUUUAAUGAAUGUGUUACUUGGUUCAUAUAUAUGGUGUUUGGUGACUCUACAACUGUAUUAAGCCCAGUUUCCAUUGGUGACAGCUAAAUGGGGAAACAGAGAACUUCUGUAAACCAGAUAAGAUUGGACAGGGGUGAAUUGAAAGCCUUAAAUUUUAUUGCUAGGAGGUGGCACUGUGUUGUUGUUGUUUUUUUUUUCCACAAAGAUUUGUGUUUAGGCUAAGAUCUCUCAUUAGACCAACAUAUGUUGUCCCAAUCUUAUAAUGUAGAGCUUUGUUGGAGCAGUUUGAAGUUUCAUGGUAACCCAUCAUCAAAUAAAAUUGUAAGAAUGCAGAUAUGUUCAGUGGUUUUGGAGCUUACCAUCAAAAGGUGGAAGAUGACAUUUUCUGCUAUCACCAGGAGGUGCUAUGGAUGUGAUCAAAUGUUACAUGAAUGUGUUUAGGCCUGGAUCCUGAACAUGCAUGGCGAGUUUGUGUCAGAUUGGAGAGUGAACGGCUCAGAUAAGACUGUUUCAUGAGGGAAUCACUUUGACAAGUUCAUUCAGAUAUGCGCCAUGUAAACAACCAAAUUAUGGACACAUUUUAACAUUGAAAUCAAAAUGUCAGACUUUUUCUUGGGAUUAUAAAAAUACAGUUAAAUAUUUUUUGUAAGACCUUGCAUGAGACUUUUGCGGGAGCUAAUGUUCAUGCAUGGAGAUUGAACCUACAGGAAGGGCUGAAUUUCUUUUUUGAAGGGGAGUUGGAACAUAUACCUGAGUAUGAAACAACAAUGACAAUUUUCAUUCUUGAUGUCAGUUUUUGCAUGUUGAAGCCAGCCUAUUCCUGAAGUACUGGGGACUGGUAAAAAAAAAAAAAACAGUUUAAGGAAAUGCUACAGUUCCAGUAGGGUCCUGGCAACCUUGGUGUUCUCAGGCUGGAAGAGUAAAUGCAGCAUUUAGACAGAGGGCUCUGUCAGUAUUCAUAUGCCUAUCUGACAUCAAGCGUAAAUAAGCUUUAAGGCCACCUGUUUUUGACAAAUAUGGUCAUUUCUCAUGCCAAAAAUGAAUGAUAACAGGUAGGGUGCCAGAUUCAAGGCUUCACAGUACCAGCAUGUAAACAGGAGGCACACUUGCUAAUUUAAGACAUUUUUUAAACUCUGUGCUCAUAACAAGUGAAGCUCAAAAACCUAAAAAAACUGACAGACUUUUUACACUGACAACAUCUGGCUCACAUCAGAAUAAAGGGAGUUACAUCAGCAUCAACAGCAUAUACUUCCUUCAAGUGUAGAGUGACACUAAGCUAACGUUUACUACCCUGAAACUGAAGCUGACUGAAAUUUGGUAACCACUCAUCCCAUUAUUUACCCUUGCACUUUUCUGACUUUGACAUGACAAAAUGUCUGCUGUGAGAAAGACGCCUAUCUUGUUCUGUUUCCUACAAAACUCUCCUGAGCAGACAGAAUUAAUGGGGCUGCGGAGAAGUUGUUUUUGAAAAAGCUCUGUUCUUCAUGCAAAUUUGCUGUGUCAACUUGGGUAAAGAGGAAAAACAAAGACUGAGGAGUAGAGCAGCUAAUAAUAUAAGCCUCCAAACAGGAAGCUGAGACAGCCCUAUUUCACAGCAGAUAUUUUGACUUGGCAAAGCAGGAAAGGCACAGGUGUUACUAGCAACAUUAAUAAUGGCACAGAUCCCAGUAAGCCAUGACAGUGUGGCAGUGAACCAGCACGCACAACACUAAAACCCUGAAACUAAAGCAGCUAAGUGGAGUUCAGCCAUCAUCCAUUCAUUGCUCUUUUGAGCAUGCUGUUGAAAACUGUCCUUCCUGAACCAAAGUUAUUUUUCAGGUCUUCAUAUAGUGCACCCAUGUUGCUGAAUGCACCGUUUCACCGGACUACUAACUACAUGGCUUACACUAAAUCAAAUUUACAUGGUUGAUAAGAUAUCCAUGAAUAUUAUCCAUGUGAACUACUCAUGGUACAUAUGAGUAUUUAAUGACUAUACAAAGGACUCGUGAAUUGUGCAGAUUUUACAGAGCCGACUGCUGAGCUUUUGCCAAAGUCACCGUCACACCAAUUGAGCUUCUUGCCUUUUUUUAAAUGAUUAAAACUGGAGCAAAUGUUCCUAAAUCUUCUGUCUGAAAGAGUACACUGAGAUGUAGAGGUUUACAAUCAGCCUAAGGAAGGAAGAACAGAUAUCACUGGAGACUUUCGUGUGGUAUUUACCAAUAAUAAAUGUGCUCCAUUUCCUACAAAGGUAAGACUGUUUUUGGCUUCCUGGAAAUCAGAUCCUUAGAUGUACCCAGCCUAAUCUGUCCAUAUCUGCUUAGAUUAUCAAAUACAUGAGCAUGAAGUGUGCCAGUGGUACACAAUCCAAAAUGUUGGAGAAUUAAUGAAGUCUUAUCUUCAGAAGGAAUCCAAGCCAGUAAAUCCGUCAGUGUUUUAAGGAUAAAUCCGAAGUCAAAAUUGAUCUAAGUUCUUCUCAGUUUAAGAAGCCAAUGAAAAGAGUGUACAUGAUUGUGUUUGUGUGUGAGGAGAGAAACCAUGUAAGGAAUAGCUAAAGAGUUCUUUGGCCUUUUCAUACAGAGUGAAGUGAUUAACACCAUCCUCCCUACUGCCUCUCAAAGCAGAUUUCUCUCUCUGUACUCCAGCCUCUCUGUACUGCCAAGCCAGCGCCUGGCAGGCUUCUCUGCUUGCGGCGCAUUAGGAUGCAAAGCGCUCCAUGUCGAGGGAGAAGGGGAGACUAACAAAAGCGCUUUAGUGUUGCAAAAACAAGCCCAUCGGUGCAUGCCCGUGAAAAGAUCUGUACGUCUGCUCUGACUCCUCCUAACUCCCUGCAGCUCUCUGCAUCACUCCACCACCCCACCAAAAAAGACGCUCUCAGGAGGGCCACAUACAUUUCUUGUCGUUCUAACUCCAUCUUUCUUGUCUUCCUUUCCUUUCCCUUCCCCUGUGGCAGGUCCAAAUUGCUUUGCUGGAACAACGAUCAUCCCAGCCGGAAUUGAAGUUAAGGUGGACGACUGCACCAUCUGCCGCUGCCACAAUGGAGACUGGUGGAAACCAGCGCAAUGCUUGCGGCGGGAGUGCCUCAAUGGCCAGUCGUUGUCAUAGAGAGACUCUACCCGGGACGGUGGGAAAGCUCAGGCAAGGCCCUGCCUACUGCACCAUUUUGUAUGAUUGACAGGGCAGGAGCACAAUUCCUAAGCAACCUGAGACAGUGUAGUAUUGAGGAGACAAGUUUCACACAAACACAGAUUUAGCCACUGGGAAGAAGACAGGACUUGUCUCCUGGCUGUUUCCACCCUCCACUUUUAACCGUCCUAUAUAUUUUCAGAAAUUGACUUGCUUGAUUUGCUGCUCUCACACAAAAAGUUUCUAAGCUCUUUGAACUCUUUCCUAACCAUUGGCAAGUUUGAAUUGCUCAUGUUGAUUUCUGUACGUAUAUCAUCUGCUUGUUGUACUUGUCUAUCACAAUCACGCAGGUGUUGUAAAGUUCCAACAGCAGGAAAAACAAACCGUAAGCACACUUAACGGAGCUUAUUUUUUUUCAUACAAGGAUCGACACGGCACUGCAAAAGUGUGCUUGAGUUUCACAACUUCACUCUAAGAGCUUGUUUACAAGAUGCACAUCAUUCAUAAAUGUUUGUGUCUUCAUGAGACUUUUUAUUGCUAUGGCAGGAACUCACCUCUAACUCUAAGAUGAUGCUACUGUCAAUUUUAUACACUGCUGUCAAAACCCCAGAGUGCUGAUUUUGUUCAUCCACAUACCAUGGUUUUAAGUCAUGUCUCUGUUAAAUGGUGGCACACACAGGCAGGAUGAGUUGGUGCUGUAGAGUCAGCCAAGGGAAAGGAAAGACGGUACGCCAACUGUGAGAAGAGUAAAUCUUCAAUUCAGCAAAGAUGCUGCAAACCAACUUUGGGCAGCCUCUUUCCUGCUUAAUUGUCAUUAUUGUUGUCUCUCAGAGGUCCAUAUCCCCCCCAAAAAUAUUCCCUCUAACUAACUGCUUGAACUUGUUAUCAAGGCAAUUAGUGAACCAAGAGCAGCCUGCUUUCAUUUCCCUUAAUCAAAGAGUAUUCUGUGAUAAAUCAUCCAGCUGUGGGUGCUUGGCGCUGCCGCAGCCUGCAUGCUGGGCACACUCAACAAGAAGCUGCAGACAAAAGGAGGGAAUCAGCAUCUGCUUGAGCAGCAUUCACAUGCACAUUGUCCAUGUGAGCAUCUACUAGCACACCAUUCAUGCACAGCCUCCCUGCCAGAGAAUGCAGAGCUGCAUCAGGUGAAGUACCCAACUAUAUAAGCCCUGCUAUAAUACUAGACUGUUACAUUAUCCCUAUGGAAGUGAUUAUGUAAUAUAUUGUCAAUACCUUUCCUUCCUGUAAUGUCUGAAUAGCUCCUCCAAUGUGGUAUGGCCAUGGAGCUAAAACAUAGACAAGCUAAUGUAUUGCCUUGAUAUUUUCCAAGGCCAGAGAUGUCCUCAAGUGGUCCAACCUGCAAAAAAGGGAAGAAAAAAAAAAGCACCCAACCAGGCCUGGAUCACGGAAUUUUUUACAUGAUAAAUACUAGUCAUUAAUCCAAAGGUGAAUUCCAGUAAGCCCGUGCCAUUCAUCACUAGAAUUUUUUCCAUUUCCGGAAAAUCCGUUCCUGUUAACCUUUUGGACCCCAGUCCUAGGUGGUGAUGGAUGGUCUGCUUAAUAGCUGCUACCAGCACUCUGUAAUGAGACAGAAAUGUACAUGGAAUAAAGACCAAUAAGUUAAAAGGAGCAUUACCUUAAAAAUCACAAAAUUUGGGAAGAAUCUCAUAGUGUGCAGUCAGUGUGUGCUGCACAGUCAGAGUAUGGGUAGUGGAGGGAAUUGCAGGAUUAAAAGAGUGUGGGCGGACUUCAAUUUUAGGUGCAACAAUGGAGCUUGGGUCAUUUUCAUCAUUAAGCUACAGUGAUUUAGUGUCUUUCAAUGGAAAAUGACAGACCUCAUCUAUCUGGCUUGGGGUCUGCAGACUCAUAAAACAAAAGUGACAGCCGUGGUUUAUCAAUCACAGCCUCAGCGCUCCACACAUUUUAGGUUUAAUAAAAGGGGCUUCAUUCAUCUUAAUUACUUUAAAUGCCAAAUAAUUAUUCAUCCUAUACAUGUAUCUGAAAAUAUAUUGGAGUUACUUUCCUAGGCAGCAUUAGAGAGUAACAGGGGGUGAGUGUGAGUGUGCCUCUUGGUUUGUAGGCAUUGCUGCCACCAACGAUGCCUUACUGCUUCUGUUCCAGUCGAGAUUUAUAAAAUAUGGGCAUUAGCCUCAUACAGUAUGAACAGCCAAGACUGUUUUAAAUGCUCCUCUUUGCACCUCAUGUUGCAACACUUUACCAUUACAGUUUCACCAAAGCUAGUUAUAGUUCAACUCACCAAUGUUCCAGUGGGGUCACUAGCAUAUUCAGGAAGCAGCUGUUUAUUUCUGGCAUCACAACCAGGAAGGGGAGCCCAGUUGUCAUUAUUAUGUUGUAUUGUUGUGGUAUAAAUUCCUUGAAUCUAAGAAUUUAUGAGCAUUUUCACCACCUUUGAUUGUUCAGCGUUGUGAAAAAUAACAGUGGAAAUCAAAAAAGGACACAAAGCUUCGUUUGUGUCCUAAAUUAAAACAGCUCAUGGACUAUUAGGUGGCAAUUAAAAGUUAUCAUUUAGCCACUCUCAACCAGAAAAUCUUGCUUACUGUUAAGUCUGGGAGUUAACAUAAGGUGACCAGACAUCCCCGUUUUGGAUGACCUGUCCCCGGAAAUGUCCCCAAUUUAAGCGUUUCAUGAAUGAGGAAAAAAUGUUGCGUGUAGACUAGAACAACGGUUACAACGGUAGCUGAGUAGGAAGGAAGCAUGUUACGCGCAGUCCUGAACAAGAGUUUUUAUGGGGGGGUAUUACAGGAAAUGUGCGCUGCCACUAAGUAGUACAGAGUUGUUGUCUGUGAUCACACAGCCAAUGCCUCCCCUGCCCCCCGGGAUCGUAUAUUAUAAUCGUAUAUUACCUGUCUGUACCUUAGACUUCAGAAAGCGUGGACAUGGUCUCUAUGAUGUCACCUUCUGGUUUCUCCAUUCACAUAAGGUCAAUAAUAGUCUCUUAUCUUGUAAAUGCUAACUCCAACUAAUUUCCAGCUAAUCAAGGAACAAGCAAAGAGGAGGAGGUGUCCGGGAAAGAGCUACAACAUGUCUAUCUGGUAGUCAGAUCAGGCAUGUUCCCAAAUUAUGUGUAAAUCUGAGCCCUAGUGCUAUCAAGACAGAUGAGUUAUAGAACUGCCUCUCCACACAGAUGUUACGUGAAGAUAUGAGGUGUGGACAAAAUUAGUCCAUGUUGUAAACAUGGUAAAUUCCUGUAUGUAAUUAGGUACUUUUGAAUGGGCUCUAACAGGGCCUUCUUGUGAAUGUUUACUUAUUCCCAACUAAUCCAGAAACUGACAGGAGGAGGCUUUAGCUCAAGGAGUAUUCAAAGAGCGACAACACACUAGUCAGUGUAAUCAGCAGUGCUACUAAUUAAUGCAUGACAGUCAAAAUGAAUGAGUGAUUUAAACAUGUCCUACUAUUGUCAAUGAAAUAUGGAAGAAAGAGGCCAAAACCCUAUUUUUGUACUAUGUGGUAAAAAUGAUUUAUUCUGCUGUACAAAAUUAGCAUUUUAAUUUGGGCUGUGAUGGGCUUCCCUUUUGGAGCCGGCUCAAAUAACCUAUGGAGGUAAUUCAUUUUUUGCCAUUUUGAAUUGGCUUUAAAUUUCAUCUUUGGAAGUUAAGGCUUGGUCUGUACCUGAAGAGCUAUACAAUAUUAUAGUGAUGGCCAUCUUGUGUUAGUGAACUGAUUGGUUGGUAAUGUUUAUGUUUUCAACAUGCAUUUGUUGCUUGUUAUUGAAUGUGCUAUCAAUUUUGAUCAUUAUUAUUAUUUUUUUAGCAGUUGGUUGUCAAUUUAAUAAGGUUUGACCUUUAAUAAGGAGACAGUGUGUAUUGUCUACGUAACCUGCAGCAAAGUGCCAUUAUUGGCUUGUCAGAGUGGAAAAAUUGAUUCUACCUGCUCUUUUCCCUGUAUGACUUUAUACAUCCAAAAAGUAUGUCCGACAGUUGCCCCUAUACUCUCGCUAUCCAUUAUCUUGUUAGUAGAGAUGCGAUGUUCGCGAACGAGUCAGUUGUUUAAACAGCUCUUUAAAGCGAACAAGGAGAACUGUUUCACAGUGAUGAGCCAUUUGUUUGCAAAUUGCCCAUGCUACCUUCACGUGACUUGUGUGUCCCAAACACCAAGAGGUUAUCAGUUAUCUGUAGCCUGAAUAGUUUUUAUUGCGCCACUAAGUUUUUUUUGGUGAGAAAACAAUUCAAAAUAGUGAUCUCACUGUCAAAGCAUUGGGUUAUGGCACCACCUUAGGCAAUGUUUACAAUGAAAACACAAGCCAAAUGACAUAAAAAUCAAUAUUUGGGAAUAAUUGCCACUUAUGUGUACCCUAAAAAAUAAAUACAUAUUACAAAGAGUCGGUCUUUUAAACAGCUCUUUGAAAGUAACAGCUUUUCAAGAUCCGGUUCCCUUCAAAGAGCUAUAAAUCCCACCUCUACUUGACAGUAGCCGAGCAAUCAAGAAGGUGAAAAUCAAAAUUAGGAAUUCAACUUGAUUUUUGUGGUUUGCGAACCAAAGACACAGCAGUACAGCACUGUAAUGGCAUCAAAGCCCCAACCCAACCCCUUUAUGUGUUAUAAAUUAUAAAUUGUCGGGAUUACAAACAGUUUAAUCAAAGCUAAAAAUCAAGCAACUGAAUUUACUGAUUGCUCUACAAAUUGAGCAUGAGUGUGUGUAUGUGUGGAGGGGAUAGGAAUAAAUGUGGAAGCCUUUGAAAGUUGUUGAUACAAACCAUUCACAAAACCUGUGCCCUGUGAAAUUGUGCCAUUGCCACAGUCAUUGUAGUGUUGGGUUGCUCUGAGUUAUUGCCUUUGUUAAAUGAAACUGCUUUGCUCCCAUCUUCUUAAUUUUUAAGCUACAAACCGCUGUUAUCAGUAGGUGUACACCAGGGUGCAAAGAGGUAACCUGUUUUGAUCAGAAAGCCAAACCAUCCAGACGGUACAUGUACCACAGCUACGAUGGAAUGGUUACCCAGGCUGCUGGUGAGAAGUGGGGGGAAAAAAAGAGAUAUGAAAUCAAAUAAGCAAACAUAUAUAUUCAGAGCACGUAGUCAAGUGCACUGAAAGUUAAAGUAAACCAUGAAAGAAUUUUUCUCAGCCCAGCAAAUGAGAUGCAGAAAUGCAUGGGGAUUGUAGCAGUGCUUACAAUGCACUGUGAGUUGGAAUCAUCAUGAAAAUUACUCGCAAAUCUUUCCCGGACAACUAAAGAAGAUGAGUUUCAAUCCAUGUGGAUUAACAUACAUCAGCCUGCUGUCUGAAAGAAAGGGCCGCAUUAAAAAUCCUAAUAUACUUACUUUACCUGGCACAAAUCCCCCAUAUCUCCGUCUCUCUCUGUUUCAAAGCAGGCAUUACAUUUAUCCCCACAAAUUUAAGAAAGAGCAGUGUCAGACAGAUAAACUGCAGAGACUGCCUGUGUUUACUUUGCACCACAAAUCCUGAGUCUUUCUGUAUGUUUGUGAAUGUCGUUUCAGAUGACACCAUCUUUCAUUCAAUCCACAGCUUGUACAUGAGCAUUUUGUAAAGGUUAACCAUUUACUCAUCUCAUGAGACACCGAUUUACUGUAGCUGGAACUAUGAAAGAUUGUUUUUUUGUCCCUUUUUUUUCAGCAACAAAACUGUUAUAUGAAGUGUGCCUGAAAACCAACACAGAGUAUCUGGGAUACCAAGAGAGAAACACUGUUAUUAUACAAUCAAUUGUAUUAAUUUUGGGGCACCAAGGGCUGUGUUGAUCAAGGACUCAAAUGUGGGAUCAUUUCGGUGGCAAAUUUAAGUUUUAAACUGAGGAGCAUCUUUGAUUGUAUACAACUACAUGCUCACGCAGGUGUACCCGGAACUGUACAAGAAAUACUGGGUUUAAAUUUUAAAAUGUUAAACAACCCAUGGUGUUCCCCCAUGUUGUUCAUAUGUAAAUAUCUUCAAACGUAUAAUGUGUAUUCUGAAAUAUGAGGUGGAGUAAAAAAAAAAAAAAAAAAACCUUGAGAAAUGAAAAAUGUGUAUUAUUAAUCAAGACGAGAACUAUUUUGUUAAAUAGACCUAAAAGAAGUGUUAUUUGGCCAAA